UAGUACAGUGUACCUGGGAAGAGUUACUAAAGUUGGGUGACACUGUAGCAACCAGAUAUUCACUGGCACGGCAAGCACGGCGGAUAUCUCCGGUUCCUUGGGACCAUAUUUUCUCAAAUAGUUUGGAUUCUCUUUCCAAACAGAAAGAACACAUCUGUCAUCAGGAAAAAGCAGGCCGCACUUUCUGUGAGACCUCAUGGCAAUCAACGAAGAAAGAUCCAGGGAGCUGUGGCGACACUCCUCUCCUCAGACUACCCAGAUCUAUGAUUUUAUCACAACCCUGAACAAGAAGCAUGCUCUGUCGCUGAAAUCAUACAACAGUCUUUGGGAAUGGAGCAUAGCAGAGCCCGCCAAGUUCUGGGAGGAGGUCUGGAACUACACGGCAAUCGUGGCGCAUCAGCCUUACAAACAGGCUAUGAGCUCCGAGAAGCUUCUCUUUCCAAGGCCGAACUUUUUUGAGGGUGGUAAACUGAACUUCGCCGAAAAUCUUCUGUACCCUUCCACGUCUCCUGACGAGGAUGCGGUGGCAAUCAUUGCCGCCACAGAAUCUGAUCGUGAAUAUGUGUCAUGGAAAGAGCUGCGAGACCGGGUCAGAAGGUGUGCCAGUUCAUUGAAAGAAGCAGGCUUGCAGGUAGGAGACCGCGUCGCUGGGUUUCUGGGGAAUCAUACCAACGCCGUCGUCGCGAUGCUCGCUGCCGCAUCGAUUGGUGCCUUCUGGACGGGCGUCUCUCCAGACACCGGAGUACAUGCGGUCUUGGAACGCUUGAAGCAGAUCGAACCCAAGAUCAUGUUCGCCGACAAUGCAGCGUUGUACAAUGGCAAAGUGCAUGGUGCAGACGCCAAACUGCGUCAAAUUGUGCCCGGUUUGCCCAAUCUCGAACUGUUGGUUGUGUUCCAGACUGUCACCUCUUACGACUUCGAGCUCAAGGAAAUCGCACCGCUGCAAGGCAAGGCUGUUUCUUACAGCUCGUUUCUUGCGCAUGCCACAAAUGAUACAGCUCCUCUGGAGUUUGCAAGUCUGGAGCCGGCGCACCCCGUUUACAUCUUAUACUCCUCCGGCACAACCGGAGCGCCGAAGCCUAUUGUACAUGGUGCUCUGGGAACGCUUCUCCAGCAUAAGAAAGAGCAUGUCUUUCACUGCGACCUACGGCCGGGAGACCGAUUGUUCUAUUUCACAACUACGACCUGGAUGAUGUGGCACUGGCUGGUUUCCGGCUUGGCCAGCGGAGCCACCAUCGUCCUCUAUGAUGGCUCGCCAUUCCGACCAUUCGAUAUCGAAGGCGGGAGCGGAGAGAUGGCCAUGCCACGCCUGAUAGACGAACUGCAAAUCACGCACUUUGGCACGUCUGCCAAAUAUCUUUCCAUUCUGGAGCAGGCAUCUCUAAAUCCGACAAAGCACCCCCAUCGGCCAGUGAGCCUGAAAUCUCUGAAGGCCAUUUACAGCACGGGGUCGCCUCUCGCUCCAUCUACCUUUGAAUAUGUCUACUCAUCUAUCAAAGCAGACAUUAUGCUGGGCUCAAUCACCGGAGGAACAGAUAUCCUGUCCCUUUUCUGUGGCAGCUGCCCCAUUCUUCCUGUUUACAAGGGAGAAAUUCAGUGCCGCUGCUUAGGUAUGGCCGUCACAGUUUACGACUACGCCGGGCACGACAUCAGCGCCUCUGGCGAACCAGGCGACCUUGUAUGCACCAGACCGUUCCCCGCUCAGCCUGUGAUGUUCUGGCCUCCUGGUCCUGUGGGGGCGGAAAAAUAUCGCAAGAGCUAUUUUGAUAUGUUCGGUCCAUCGAUCUGGCAUCAUGGCGACUUCGUGCGCCUUAACCCACAAACUGGCGGAGUAGUCAUGUUAGGUCGCAGUGACGGCGUUCUGAAACCCGCAGGCGUCCGUUUCGGAAGUGCAGAGAUUUACAACAUCCUGCUUAAACAUUUUGCGGACGAGGUGGAAGACUCUCUAUGCAUUGGAAGGAGACGUGCAGGUAUCGAUCCCGACGAAACUGUCGUUCUUUUUGUCAAGCUGCCGCCGAAUGAGAAGGCUUCGGAAGUUAUCCCGUCCGAUCUUGCGGCUCGCAUUCAGGCGACAAUUCGCAAGGAGCUCAGCCCUCGUCAUGUACCAGGGAUUGUGGCUGUAUGUCCUGAGAUCCCCGUGACGGCCAACGGGAAGAAAGUGGAAAAUGCGGUAAAACAGAUCCUAUGUGGAUUGAAUAUCAAAAUCGGGGCGAGUGUUGCCAAUGCCUCUUGUUUAGAAUGGUACCGCAACUGGGCCACGGCGCACUCUUAAUUGUGGUUAUGUUGACAAGAUCUUGUCAGCGCUACCAUGUUCUUCAGCAGUAGACUAAUCACAAGGGCAGUUAAUGAGUCUUCAUCAUCAAAUUGAGUAUUGUCCUCUAUGUUGUGAGGUGUCCAGUAUGAAGCAACUACUCGUCUUGGCAAGGCAUAUUCCCUGGCCUGAUCUAGAUCAGCAUCGUUAAUAACACGAUCACGUAGGGGGGCGGUUAUUUGCCA
Molecule: messenger RNA, 2496 nt
Organism: Aspergillus saccharolyticus JOP 1030-1
Lineage: Eukaryota; Fungi; Ascomycota; Eurotiomycetes; Eurotiales; Aspergillaceae
Product: acetoacetate--CoA ligase family protein
Exons: 2
Coding region: 197-2272 (691 amino acids)
Biological process (GO): lipid metabolic process
Cellular component (GO): cytosol
Molecular function (GO): acetoacetate-CoA ligase activity
Source: RefSeq, a predicted model, not a curated record